UCAGACUAUAUAACUACAAGAUGUGAAGGAUCCAGAGGCUCUUCCACUGAGGACCUUCAAUCUGAGAUUUUUGCCAUGGGUGCCAUGAGACUCUGCUUCCUGCUCUUCUGUCUCUUCUUGACGAGAGUCUCUUCUGUGAAGCCGAGUGUCUGUUCUGUGAGAAAACUUAACAGUAUUGAGGACUUGACAAACACAAACUAUGCCGAAUCUGCACCACGUCAUGGACGCCAGUUAUUGUUCUGGUUUGCACAACGAGUGCUUUUUGAUCAAAACAACAAUAUGUAUUUAAAUUUUAAUCCUCGUGGAGGUGACUUUGGAUUUCACUGGUAUGGAAAUGAAGAGCGUGAUCUCCCCCAAUUAGAGAGCGGAGAGAGUUAUUAUUCUGUUGGCAAUCUACAUUAUCCUGAAGCCAGAGCAUUGCCAAAUUAUGUGCGCACAUAUUACAUAAGGAGUAGAGACUAUGUGCCAGAAAGAAACAUGGACAGGCUUAUGAUUGUAUUGAGACAAAGAUCAAACAUGAUAGCUAGAGUGUAUAUUACAGCACAUAACCUAAACAGAAAUGACUUUAAUCCUUCUGACACUUAUGAGAUUGAUCCUGAUCUGAUUUUACAAAUCAGAGAAAAUUAUGAUUGCAGAAAUUAUCUUUUCCACAGAACAUCAAUAAGUAGUAAUACAGUAGAGGAUAGAUGCCGUCUGUUUCUGGAAGAGACAAGAUAUAGCAGCAUUAACUGUAUAUUUAGCAGAGAUAAACGCUCACCCGAUUCCCAGUGCCAUACAGACGAGAAAAUUCAACUAGAGAUUAAAACAACUACACAAGGUUACGCAAAACUCAUAUGGGACAAUGUACCUAUUUACUUAAUUGAAAACGGAUUUGGAAAUGGAAACCUAUACAUUGAUAUUUGCCAAAACAUUUAUUCCAGUGAUACUAAUAAAGAUCCUAAGCGGGACAUGAAACAAUAUUUCAACAUUGAUAAAUCAUCUGGAGCUUUAGAUACCUUUGUCUUACUGAAUGCUGGACUCCAACCCCAACUACGACUGCAAAUGCCAUACCUCAACAAUGUAUUUUGGUAUGGCCCAGAGUUUGAUGGCGCUAAUAAAGUGCUCCCCGUCAGAAUAAGGGGAAAUGAUGCCAGUCUGCAGCUCUACGCUAAAGACGGCAAAGCCUGUGCUCGACUCUACAUCAAGAAAACCUUCAGCAACUGGAAGAACGCAUUUACUUCAUCAUGGGUGGGGUUCUACAAGAGUUCACUAGAUAAAAAUUAUGACUAUUCAACAUAUCAGUAUGCUGUGAAUUUUGCAAUGAUUGACAGCACUAGCACUGAAGAUUAUAAUGUUUACCAGUACGAUUCCAGUUUGCCAGUUGCUCCUGGAGUUCAAAUCCGUUUCCUCCUGGAAGACAAUUAUAAGCAUGUUCUGGCCCAAACUACUCCCUGGGAGAUGGAUGAAGAAUCAGUUUGUUAUGAAAGGGAACGUCUGCCUGAACUCCCAUCAUCCUGGUCUUUUCCAGAAUUCUUUUAUGAACCAGAAUUCUAUGAUGCAAACAAUGUCGUCCCUGUUAAAAUAAAGUGGUUUGAUGCUGGUCUGCAGCUCUUCACUAAAGAAGGUAAAGCUUGUGCUCGGCUUUAUAUAAUGAAGACCUUCACAGACUGGAAUAAAGGCUUCUACAACUCAUGGGUGGGGUUUUACACAAGUUCUCAAAAAGAAAAUAAGGGCUAUGACACCUAUCAAUAUGCUGUGAAUUUUGAAAAGAUGGAGGAUGGCACUAAUAUGUUUGAUUUUUAUCAGUACAAAUCCAGUUUGGUGAUUGCACCUGGAGUGCAGAUCCGUUUCUUUUUGGAAAAAGAGUAUUAUGAAUUAGUGGCAACUGAGCCCUGGAAGAGUGGUUUAAACUAAAAUAAAUAAAUACAUAUUCAGGUUAUGACAAACCUUAAAAGGUUUAAAGCUGCACAAUAUCAUUAACAGUGAACUUAGCUCUUCCAAAUUUAACAUAGAACAUAAAUGUUAUGAUUUGUAACAAUCUGCUGUCUGUAUCCUGAUAAAUAUGAUAAUUAACAUUGUUCUAACAAACACAUGCAGUGUUAAUCACACGUCUGUAAUAUUUUUUUUUAGUAAAAAAAUUGUUUUAGUAAAUAAAACAAAGAUUUUAUAUAUAUAUGUUUACUAUUAAAAUAACAAAUUCAAACAAGUUGUUUGUUUGUUUUGACUUGUUACAGCUGCACAGGCUGCACUGUAAACCCUUGCUGUAGAAAAAUGGCCAAAUUCUAAAGGUAACAUACCAUUUUCUAUACAAACAGUGAUAUACUGUAAAAACAAAACAAAAAACAAUGCAUUCUGGGUAAUAUUUGUCAUUUUCGAGAAAGAGGCCUACAGGAAUAUACUGUGAAUUAACAGAGCUCAUAGUGGACACUCAAAGGCUGUGUUCAAAAUCACACUCUAUACCCUCAUUCACUAUUCCCUACAUGAGUUUACUUGACCGAGUGAAUGAAAGGAAGUUUGAACACAGACCCUGAUGUACACCUGAUGAUAACAAGCAGAAUCACUGAAGGACAGAGAAAGAAGAACAGAAAAAAAGAGAAACAAUCAGAGAACAAGAACAACUGACUUCCAGCUUAAGCUUUAAUACUCGUUCACACUGUGUGAGAAACCAGUUUGGUUUUAUUGAAAAUAAAGUUUGUAGUUACCAUUAUGGAUUUCAGUGUUUUAGGUCAGUGCUUUAGUUGUGCCCUUGAACCUUGACUCUUACCAUGAGACACUUUCUGUCUACUGUACAUUUGUUACGACAAGAAGAAAUUGAUCAGGUGAAUUUGGUUAUGUUGUGAUGAUGAUUUAAUUACAGCACACUCAUCUGAAUUUCUGAUCUCAUCCAGUGUUAAGUCUCAAACUACAUGGGUGUUUUAUUUGUUGCAUGUUUAUCGAUAGCAGUAGUUAUGUGAUCCUACAGCAUGAGUUUGAACAAUGUUUUACUAAUCAGUAACUUUUUUUUUUUUUUUUUUUACAUUUUGAACCCUUGCAUUAGCCAGACACUCAGAUACAUCAACAAUCAGCACAGAAAUCUC
This is a messenger RNA of Onychostoma macrolepis, 3056 nucleotides long. RefSeq lists its product as uncharacterized. NCBI's taxonomy places the organism in Eukaryota, Metazoa, Chordata, Actinopteri, Cypriniformes, Cyprinidae. The record is from RefSeq and is a predicted model, not a curated record. The transcript has 2 exons. The coding region runs from base 76 to 1893 and encodes 605 amino acids.